Molecule: messenger RNA, 1045 nt
Organism: Anopheles merus
Lineage: Eukaryota; Metazoa; Arthropoda; Insecta; Diptera; Culicidae
Product: ficolin-3-like
Exons: 1
Coding region: 35-997 (320 amino acids)
Source: RefSeq, a predicted model, not a curated record
CUAUAGACAGUGAAGCAAUCGGCGGUUGAGCAAGAUGAACGUUUUGAAGGUGAUUAUACCAGUAAUGUGGGUGCUUCUUACAUCUACAGUCCAAGGCGACGAUCAUCAUAACGCCACAGAUAGGUUCCUCCCAGGGUUUGCAUACGAGAUGAUUGCAAACAAAUUGGAGUACCUACAGCACAAACUGCACGAAAUGGAAUCUACUAUAAAUGAGGAUCGCAAGUUCUUCGCUCGACAGAUUCAGUCAAAUAUGGCGCUCAUUGAGGCAGCGUACGCUAACCACGUAAAACUGAGGGAGGAGAUCCAACUGCUCGCGUCAAAGAAAGAUCUUGCACGAUUUGUGACUAUUUCCGGCGUGGAUCUUCAGAGCAUCUCGUUUGAAUCGUGCAAGGAAAUUCUAUCGAAGCGAUCGAGAAAAUACCAAUUACAGCUUAGCAAAAACGAUAAACCUUUCCCGGUAUAUUGCGAACAGACUGCUUUCGGAGGAGGUUGGUUAGUGUUCCAGUAUCGUUACGAUGGAUCGGUGGACUUUUUCCGCAACUGGGCCGAGUAUCGGCACGGGUUUGGCAGCAUGGAUGGAGAGUUUUGGCUUGGGCUGGAACGCUUGCAUCAGUUGACAUCAGCGAGAAAGUAUGAGUUGGUUGUAGAACUGAAAGACUUCGAUGGAAACUACAAAUAUGCACGGUAUAAUGAGUUUAUGAUCGGUAGUGAGGCAGAACAAUAUCCGCUAGCAAAGCUGGGAUCGUACACGGGAACGGCAGGAGACUCAUUGAUUGGCCACAAGGGCCACAAGUUUUCGACUAAGGAUCGGGACAAUGAUUUUGGAGGUGGAAACUGUGCUGCAUAUUGGGAGGGAGCUUGGUGGUACGACAAAUGUUUCAGCUCCACUCUGAAUGGACUUCGUAAAAACAAUGUGAGUGAAGGAACUAUGCUUUGGGGUGGCUACAAGCCAAAAUCUGGACUGGCAUACUCAAGAAUGAUGAUUCGUGAGACGUAACGGUGAUGAAUUAUAGUUUCCAUUAAAUAAACGCACUCGCACGCAUGA